Parathielavia appendiculata is the source of this 2336-nucleotide messenger RNA. RefSeq lists its product as uncharacterized. The record is from RefSeq and is a predicted model, not a curated record. The transcript has 2 exons. Bases 156 to 2159 code for a protein of 667 amino acids. NCBI's taxonomy places the organism in Eukaryota, Fungi, Ascomycota, Sordariomycetes, Sordariales, Chaetomiaceae.
GAGGCUAGCUGCAAAUGAUAUGUCCGGCACUUCGACCAUCAGUGGUCCCAUCCUCUCGAGGCUCUCCAUCUUCUCCAUUCUGAGAAUUUCUGUUGUCUCGAGGCGAUCCCUAACUAUCAUCUCCGCUGCAAGUGGAAGGGCGGCUAGCAACCAAGAUGCCCUUCAAUUUCACGGAAUACGACGCGAAAUGCGCCGGCAUGACCCCCGAGGAGCUGCAGCUGGAAUGGCAGCAUUACACGCGUCUAAUCUCAGGCGCAUCCACCUCGACUGCCGUGUCCGGCUUGGCCAUUCCGUUAACCUGCGGCGUGUCCCUCAUCGGGGUCGGCAUGGCUGCGCCGGCCAUCCAUAACGCCCGCAAGAAGCGCGAGAUCAUCGAGAAGCACCUGCAGCGACACGGGACUACCCACGAAACCCGCAAACGCGACGUCCUCACGAGCAUGGCUUUCAGCGGCACCAUCGGCGUGGUGACGCUGGGGGUGGGCUCGCUUGGUGCCGAUGCCGUUGCCACGGCCGGAGCGGAGCAUGGCAUAUGCGCCAUUGCCGAGAACGAGACGGCCAUCAAGAUUGUUACGCACGCCGCCCUCGACGGUGCUGGCAUGGCGCUGGAGCAUGCCUACACGCACCACAAAAAGGAGAAGGAGGCAGAGAGGGCUUUCCAGGCUGCCGGCGUAUUCCAAGCCGUUGCCGACGCAAAAGCCCAGGAAGCUGGGUACGCGGCUUCGGCACAUGCACACAAUCAUCCUCAUGGCUACACUGCUCAAGGCAGCAGCACCUCAGCCCAAUCUCAAACGCCAUUCAACAACGGCUAUGGGUAUAGCUACGGUUAUGAAGACCAACCACAGCCACCCCCUCCUUACUCAGCAGUGUCCUCUGGUUUCGCGGUGCAUGAUACAAAAUCCCCAGCCAUGCCCGCUGUGGGCCCAUCUCAAGCAUACGGGGCCGACAAUUCUGCGGCCCAAACUCAGCUGCCAUACUCUUACGGCAACCAGGCGUCGGUGGCCCCGGGCUACAGUGCAGACCCGUCUGCUGCCCUCAUGGGCUCUUUUGGUGACCCAGGUACCGCCAGUCAAACCCAGCAAGCUCCGGCCUCCUUUGAGACACAAGGGAAUAUUACCGAGCAGCAUCAUCCCCUUAGCCCUGUCCCGACACAGUAUCCACCACCCCAGGAUCAAAGCUCGGCCAACCAUAGCCAAGCUACGUAUGCCAACCCUCAACAUCAACUCGACCAGACUGGACAAUGGGAACCCCAGCAGGGCGAAGGACCGCUACAGGUAUCUCAGCUGGCUGGAUUCAACUCCAGCCCUAGCUCAGGCCAAAACGUGAAUGCAUACGACAUGCGGGCGAUGAUGGAGUCUCUCCCAUCAGCAACACCAGCCGAGCAGCAGCCUCUGCAAUCAUCAGCCGUGCAUCAGCCCCAAAGCCAUGCAGCCAAUGCAUCCCCACAAGAGACACAAGCGGCGCAGCAAGUUAGCUAUCAAGCGGACUGCUCUGCCUACACAAACCCGGUAAGACAGCAAGAGACCGGAGACUCGUCGUACAUGGGCGGGACGUUACCACCACCGCCACCUCUUCCUCCUUCUUCAACUGCCCCUCCAGCCUACGGCCAUUCUUACCCCAGUCCUCCGUCAGCAUCCCAACCUCCUGCUCCUCCUACCUUAUAUUUCCCGCCACCUCCCCAGGCGACAACCCAGCAAGCCACUUCCACACCCCCGCCGCCACCGCCGCCGCCACCGCAGAUUCCAGCCGUCGUGCACACAUAUCCACCACAGUCAAACAUGUUUCCAACGCCAAUGGUUCAAUCCUGGCAGCCCCCGACCGCUUCGACCCAACAAUACCCACCAGUAGAAAUACCUAGAGCGUACUAUGCACCUGCACCACCACCGCCGCCGCCUUCAGCUCCGCAGCCACAUCAGCAGCAGCAGCAGCAGCAGCAGCAGCACCACGAGCAGCACCAGGGGGGCUACUACUUCCCGACGACGUAUUCCAGUGGCGGCCAAUACUAUCAGCACGCCGUGUCUCCUCCACCGCCCCAGCAGCAGCAGCAGCAGCAGCAGUCGUGGAACGCACAGCCCCAGCCCCAUCCCCAGUCUCACUGGCAGCAGCAGCCGCAGUAUAUGUAUACGUCGGCCGCUACCUUGCCGACGGCCCAGGGGUACUAGAACCCGCCUUCAGAGACCGGGGUCAAGUGGUGCUGGUAGGUGUCGAAGAGUGAUGAGGCAGUCGUCAGCAGACAUAUAUCAACACUCCAACCGACUUACGAGAGGCGGAGCAUCGCAGUCAGCCUCGGUUAAGCAGCCGAUUUGAGAGUCAAAGUCGAACCGUCACCGGUCGGCGGU